Molecule: messenger RNA, 1283 nt
Organism: Drosophila arizonae
Lineage: Eukaryota; Metazoa; Arthropoda; Insecta; Diptera; Drosophilidae
Gene: Cpr100A
Product: Cuticular protein 100A
Cellular component (GO): chitin-based extracellular matrix
Molecular function (GO): structural constituent of chitin-based larval cuticle
Source: RefSeq, a predicted model, not a curated record
UUACAAAAUCCAUAGCCGUCGGUCUGACACUCUGGCUAGUGUCGCAUUCGAUAUACAGUAACAACUCCUUGUUAACGGACUAUAACAGCGUAAAGGCACCAAAUCGCGUGUGAUUCCGUCUGAGCGUGCAGUUUACGUAGUAGCUUAUCAAGGAUAACCCCAAAACAAAAUGUUUCGCUUCCUCGCAUUAACCACACUCGUGACCCUGGCAGUGGGCCAGAACUAUCACCAGGAUCCCAAGACGGCGGCCAUCAUCAGUGAGCAGCGCUAUUUGUCUGGCGAUGGUAAAUUCGGUGCCGCCUACACACAGGAGGAUGGCAUCAACUUCAAAGAGGAGACAGACUCCGAUGGCACACGUCACGGUAGCUACAGCUACGUUGAUCCUUCCGGACAGCGUCGCACCAUCUCCUACACUGCGGGCAAGAAUGGAUUCCAAGCGUCUGGGGAUCAUUUGCCAGUGGCCCCACCUGCACCACCACAGCCCGUGCCCACCGCCGGCUAUCAGCCACAGUCACAGUACCAGCCACAGCCGUACCAGGCCCCCGCAGCCCAGCCCUCGUACCGUAGCAACGACUACGAUGACGGCUCGUACGAUCCUCGCUACAACGAUCCCGCCUUCGGCCAGCAGCAGCAGUCGUAUCAGCAGCCCGCUCCUCAGCCGCAGUACCAGCAGCCACAGCCACAGCCCUACUAUACGACGACCACGCCCAAUCCCCACCGUUUCUCGCCGCCCGGCAAGCUGUCGCUGAACCGCACACCCGACGGUUUCACCUACUCGUUCAACAAGGUCUAAGCGAUGGAGAGAGAACCACAUAGAUUGAGCUUGUUUCUAUUGUAAUGUUACGUAAUCCUUCAUUUAUUCACACCCAACACGAAACACUCUUCUCUCACUCUGUCCCCUCUCUUUCUCUAUCUCUGUAACUGGCUGACUCUAGCUCUUUCUUUUCUUAAACUCUGUCAACCACUUACUGCUGUUCCAGUUCUUACCUUCAUCAAAACUCUUUUGUGAUAUGUUUAAGAAAGAAAGUAGAAGUGUUGCAUAAAUUCUGCAGCAGUUUAACCUUUACCUAUAUAUAGAUAUAUAUAUUUAUAUAUGAAUGUCGUACCUCCUAUCUACGAAUCUGUAUGUAGUAUGUCUAGCAGUUUUUGUUUGUAAUUUAUAAAUAACUACUUCUCAAUGCUGUUAAAUCCAACUCCACUCUCCUCAUGUGAAGCGAAACCAAUAAAUUUGUAAGUGUGUUUGCGGUCAAAGAUGAUGAAGAAGAAGACAUUGAUCAAAUGAA